CAACGUUCAGACAGGAAAGCGCAUCGAAGAGCUGCCAAAAACAUCCGCAGGAGAGGAUGGCUAGCUAAAGAAGUUUCCCUUCAAUUUAAGAAGCGGCACUGUUGCUCCAAAUAUUCGAAAGGAAACAAGGACUUCAGCGUUGUUUCACUCUCACGACGCACAUUCCUUGGGUGUGUUUUCAGCAUUUCAUAUGUAACACACCCAAAAGGAUCCAUGUCUUUUCUUCGUUGGGUAACUGAGAAAUUAAGUGUGGAGAGCCUACGGGAUUUGGAGUUGUUUGGAGAGCAAGCUCAGGGACUCUCUCACAGGAAAACCCAUGAGGACAGUCAGGAGAGUCUGACCUCCCUCCCGCGCCGGGACACCAUGGGCAGCUUCCUCCCUGACAGCAGCUCGUAUGAGGUCCUGACUGUUAUCGGACGGGGUCUGGACGACUUGAUGACAGUGAACCUGGCCCAGUACAGACCCACAGGGGAGCAUGUGGCCAUCAGACGGAUUGACUUGGAGUCAUGCACUAACGACAUGGUGGCUUACCUGCAGGGUGAAUUACAUGUGUCAAAGCUCUUUCACCACUCCAGUAUUCUACCUUACAAGAGCGUCUUCAUAGCUGAAAAUGAGCUGUGGGUCAUCACCCCCUUCAUGGCUUACGGGUCGGCCAGAGAUCUGAUCUGCACACACUUCACUGAUGGUAUGCCUGAGCUGACGAUUGCAUACAUUUUACUCGGUAUGCUCAAAGCUCUGGAAUACAUCCACCAUAUGGGAUAUGUGCAUCGGAGUGUGAAGGCCAGCCAUGUGCUGAUCUCAGCUGAUGGACAGGUCUGCAUGUCAGGUCUACGGAGCAUCUUCAGUCUGAUUCGGCAUGGCCAGAGGGCCAGAGUUGUCCAUGACUUCCCCCAGUACAGCGUCAAGGUGUUGCCUUGGCUGAGUCCUGAGGUGUUGCAACAGAACCUGCAGGGUUAUGACUUUCGAUCAGACAUCUAUAGCCUCGGCAUCACUGCCUGUGAACUGGCCAAUGGACAUGUGCCCUUCAAAGACAUGCCAGCUACACAGAUGCUGCUUGAGAAGCUAAACGGGACAGUGCCGUGUUUGCUGGACACCACCACCAUCCCACCAGAGGAGCUGUCACUGAAACCGUCUCGCUCUGGGGCUGAUUCUGGGAUCUGCGAGGGCCCAGGAGCUGGAGGUGUUCGUCAGUCCAACGGAGAACCCUCCUCCUCAUCAGGACACCCCUACAACCGCACGUUCUCCCCACACUUCCAUGCCUUUGUUGAGCUGUGUCUACAGCGAGACCCGGAAAAAAGACCUUCAGCGAGCACCCUCAUAGGCCACCCUUUCUUUAAACAGAUUAAACGCCGGCCCUCGGAGGCUUUGCCUGAGCUGUUACGGCCCGUCUCCCCGAUCACAAGCUACGAGAUCUCCCAGCCACAGGACUCUCCCUCUGGACUGGCCAGCCUGGAGUCAGGGCUCAGCCACCUGGACGUGGAUGACUGGGACUUCUGACAGUGGAGGACUCUGUGGGGGGACUAUCAGAGCAUACAGGAGAUCUUUUUUGUAAAAGCCCACUUGUAAAUAAUUCAGAUGUGAAACUAAAAGGAGUUGCUGUUCUCAGACAGAGGUUGAAAGCCAGCAGCCGUCUUGCCUCGUUUUGAUGUCUCUCACAUGCUUUUGUUCUUAGAUAUGCACAGACUCUUGCACUGCACUGAUGGCCUCUCUCUUCACAAACACACAUGAGUGUUUACAGAUUGUACCCACACUUUAUAAACCCCCCUGGAGCCAAAAACACAACAGGACUCCUCUACACCUCAUGCUGGGUCUAAGGUUUCAGAGGACGGUCUGUGGAUGUCGAUGAACUUGAAGUUCCCCGUGGAAAUCAUCAGUGGGAAGCUGCUACUUAAUAUUCAGAGGGGGCGCUCUACCUCCUGUUUGAACAUGGCUGCUUAAUGUGGCCCAUCUGCUCCGUGAGACCACCAUGAGGGUGCACACCGGUCCUCACAGCUUUCUCAGUUUGACCCUUCGUGCACCAGAUGGAAGCUUCUGACUUUUCCCUGACUGAAUGGCAUGUAAAUGCAUUUCUUAGCUCUCUGCCUGUGUUCAGCAUCACCUUUGUUACACAGAGGUUCAACACAACACCUAUUUAGUUAACCUCCAAGCAUAGAAGUGUAUUUCCUUCAACUUGUUCUGAGCGUGAUGUUACUAAACGUGAAUGUUACAUUG
Molecule: messenger RNA, 2211 nt
Organism: Cheilinus undulatus (humphead wrasse)
Lineage: Eukaryota; Metazoa; Chordata; Actinopteri; Labriformes; Labridae
Gene: strada
Product: STE20 related adaptor alpha
Exons: 13
Coding region: 214-1497 (427 amino acids)
Biological process (GO): protein phosphorylation
Molecular function (GO): protein serine/threonine kinase activator activity; protein kinase activity; ATP binding
Source: RefSeq, a predicted model, not a curated record